Messenger RNA from Paramuricea clavata, 5631 nucleotides. The record is from the annotation of a GenBank genome assembly. NCBI's taxonomy places the organism in Eukaryota, Metazoa, Cnidaria, Anthozoa, Malacalcyonacea, Plexauridae.
AUGUCAGGCUACAUUGUUUAUGUUGCAUUGUUGUUGAGAAUGGCAAAUGAUGUUGAGGAAAAUCCUGGACCCACAAUAUAUGAUGUGGUUGAUCCAACUAAAACAAUAUGUGCUGAUUUUAGCCAGGGAAAUACAAAAAAGUUUCGACAAAAUGCUGGAAAACAAUGUUUGGCAAUGUCCUUGACUGCGAUAAUAUAUAAUCAUAUCACAAAUGCAAAUCAAUGGGAUUCAACUAUAUUAAAUUCCAUAAUGUGUGCUGGAAAUAUCCUUUAUUCGUUCAUAAGCAAUUCUGUUAAGAAAAGCUAUUUGCUUUUGACUGACGUGCCUGAAAUGGUUUCGGUUUUUGAUUGCAUUUAUUGUAUGGAAUAUGGUGACCCGUUUGCUGGCGACUUAUUCAUGGCAAAUAUGACUCUACCUUAUUAUUCUAUAGAUAAGGCUCUUAAUAAUAUAUUUGCAGAAACUCAUUUAAAUUAUCAACAUUGUAUGUUGACUAUUGGUUCUAAUACUGUUGCAAGUUUGAAGACUUCUGAAGGAACCUUCAAAGUAUUUGAUUCUCAUUCAAGAGAUUUAUAUGGGAUGCCACACCCUUUUGGAAAAUGCAUAUUAACAUCUGUUGAUAGCAUAGAAAACCUGGUAAUUUAUUUCCAGAGUACUGUACCUCCAGGUAAUGAAACACCCUUUGAACUCAAAGGAGUAACUGUUCAGUUAAAUUCUGAUAUAACACAAAUAAAUGGACUUGCUUCAAGCCAAAGUGCAAAAGAGUGUGUAAAACAAAAACGUUCAGAAGAAACCAAAAGUAAGAAACAAAGUAGACUGGAAAAUGCUCGAAAGUAUAAAAAAGCAAAGCAAGCAGCAGAAACUGACAAACAAACUAGACUUCAAAAUGUUAGUGAUUAUAAAAAAGCAAAACAAGUUGUAGAAACUCAAAGUGAGAAACAAACUAGACUUAAAAAAGCUACAGAGUAUCGAAAAGCUACAGAGUAUCGAAAAGCAAAACGAGCUGCACAAACUGAAAAUGAAAAACAAAGUAGACUUGAAAAUGCUAGGGAGUAUAGAAAAGCAAAGAGAGCUGCAGAAACUGAAGAUGAGAAAGAAACUAGACUUGGAAAAGUUAGAAAUUAUGAAAAAAGAAAACGAGCACAAGAAACUGAGAUUGAAAAGCAAGCUAGACUCGCUAAUCAAAACAAGAGAAAACGUCUGCAUGGUUCUACUCAAAUUACAAGUCAGCAAGAUUAUUUAAGCAAAUUUGAUAUUGAAAAAGAUGGUAGUAUUCAUGAACAGAGUUGGGCAAAAUUUAACAUUAAUAAAUUUUCUAAAUCUACUGAAUUCUUCAUUAGUCAAUGCACUAUAUGUAAAGAAGCCUGGCCACUGAACUCCAAACCAAGGUCACCUGAUUGUUAUAUAUGCUCUCGAUGUGCUCGAGACACAAAAUCUCCUAGAAAGUUUUCACUUGAAAAUUCAAUGAUUCCUUCUCCAGUGCCAACCGAGUUACAAAAUUUAACACAAAUAGAGGAAAUGUUGAUUGCUCGUGCCCUUCCUAUCAUGAGAGUUUACAUUAAGCCUGGUGGACAACGAGGUUACUCAGGUCAUUGUGUUAAUUUGCCACAAAAUGUUAAGGAACUUGCAACAUCAUUGCCAAGAUAUCCCAAAGAUUUGUCUGUGAUUAUUGUCAAAGUCACAGGUAAAGAUAACUCAUUUAGAGAUGUUGCUGUGAGAAGAGAAAAAGUACAUAAUGCAUUAUUAUGGCUUUUGCAAAAUAAUCCUCAUUAUGCUGAAUUACAAAUUAAUGAAGAUGCAUUAAACUCUUUACCUGAAAAUGGCAUUCCAGCAGAUCUCAUGACUGUUGAGACUGAAAAGGAAAUAAUCUCAAAUGAUGAUGUUAUGUCAGAUUUAGGUCCACCUACUGAAAACCCUUCUGAAGAUAUAGUUUAUAACAACUCGACAGACAUGAAUACUUUCUUGCCUGUUGGUGAACAGCAUGAACAAGAAAUAGAAGCAGUUAGAAAUCAGCUUUCUCCAAAUGAACCAAUGCCAUGGCCUGCCAUUGAAAGUGAACCAUUGAAUGAAUAUCAGAUAUCACAUCUAGCCACUAUGGCUUUUCCAACAUUAUUUCCUGAUGGGAAAGGUGAUCCCACUAAUCAAAGCAUCUUGAGGAAUGUUCCUCUUCAAGAAAGAAUUAAGCAUCUUUUGAAAUUUGCUGAGUUUAUUGAUAGUAAUUGGGUAUACCGUUUUGCUAACCACCCUAGAUUUUCAUACUGGGCGUUUAAUAUGAUUCACAGAAAGCGUAUUCUACAACAAAGUGGAAUAUUCAUUAAACAAAAUCCCGGUGAAGCACACCUCACUAUUGAUGAGCUCCGUGAAAUGGCUGCAAGUGACAACUCUGCUUUAUUGAUGUCCAAAGUGUCCAGAUACAUUGGCAAUAUUGCAGGUACUAAUGCUUACUGGAAUAAAGUGAGAGAGGAACUCAAAGCUAUAAUAACAAAUGUUGGAGCACCAACAGUGUUCUUUACUUUCUCAUCAGCAGAUAUGCACUGGCCUGAAUUACAUGCCCUCUUUGGAGCAAACACUGGUAACGCCACUACUGAGGCAAGGAGACAAAAUGUUAUUAACAAUCCACAUAUAGUUGAUUGGUUCUUUACACAGAGACUAGAAAAGUUUGUUCAACACUGGCUUUAUGAUACACUUGGUGCAAAAUGGCACUGGUUUCGAUAUGAAUAUCAAGGUAGAGGUAGUAUUCAUUGUCAUGGUACUGCUAAACUUAAUAAUGACCCAGGUUUGUGUCAACUUACUCAGACAGCUUUAAAAGGAUUUUUAGCUCAAAAAUUUAAAAAUGAAAAUGAUUGUUCUGAGACUACUGAACUAGACCAGGAUAUUGAAGCUGGUCAGAAAGCAGCUGACACAGUAUGUCAGUAUGUUGAUUGGUUAUUAUCAACCGUCAAUCCUAAUCCACCAGAUGAGGACAUGUGGAUAAGACCCGAGGUUCAUCCAUGUCAACGAAGUCAUCAUGACAUUCCUGAACAUGAAAAACAAUCAGAUUAUGUAGAUCUAUUAAACAUGGUUCAACGACACACUCGUUGUAGCACAAGUUAUUGUCUUAGAAAGAAGUCAAGUGAAACAGAGUUGAAAUGUAGAUUUCAUUUCCCUUUUGAUAAUUGUCCGAAGACAAAAUUAGAAUUUGAAAAAGUUCAUACUUCAGGUGAUAAUGAGCAUUAUCGAGCUAAGAUUGUGACUAAACGAAAUGACUCUAGAUUAAAUAACCAUCAACAACUUCAGCUCCAAGGAUGGAGAGCUAACUGUGAUAUUCAGGUUGUUAUUGAUCACUAUGCUUGUGUUGAAUAUCUCACAAAAUAUGCAGCUAAAGGUGAGCCAAGAUCACCUAUAUUAAAACAGGCAUUCAAUUCUAUUGUGCAAAAUGUUGACAGUAAUACUGACCCACGUAGAGUUAUUAAGAAGGUAGUUAUGAAAUCUCUUGGUGAAAGAGAUUAUGCAGCUCAAGAGACCAUGCAUCAUUUAUUGUCUUUAAAACUCCACAGCUCAUCCUUUAAAGUGAUGCCAGUUAGUCUAAAUGGUUCACGUAGAGUGCGUGAUACUGCAAGUAUUGACGAGGGUGAAUCGUGCACCGAUUAUUCACUUCUUGAUGUGUAUGCUAAUCGUGAACAAUAUGACAGUUCACAAAAUAUAAUAAAUAUGAACUUUGUUCAGUUUGCUACAACAUACAAAGUUGUUAACAAUGAACUGACAAAAUUGCCAGAGAAUGUUAUACCACGAAUAUUUCCAACAUAUUCUCCUAAUCCCAAAGGUCCAAAUUUUGCCCUGUAUUGUAAAUAUCAACUUUUGAGGUAUAAACCGUGGAGAACAACCCAAAAUAAUGCAUGGGGUGACCAAGAACCAACUGACGAGGUUCUGAUCAAUUGUUGGCAUGAAUUUUUACAAACACCUUAUGGGCAGUCUAAUGUUCCAGACUGGUUUGAUAAAUUACAAGCUGUCAUUCAAACUCAAGAAUCAGAAGAACCUUCUGAAGAACAGGAGCCAACUCGAGAAGAGUGGAUGAUAUUAUCAGACCUCAACACUCCUUUUGACAACUCUGAACAAACACCAGAGUCCACAUAUGACUGGCAUCUUGACAGAGCCAAUUAUUCUCAACAACAAAUCCAAGAAAUGCCAACAUGGAUAAAAACAAACAAAGAGGAAUACACUAUUGAUGAGCAAUAUGAUGUUGUUGACAUCAACAGUUUUAGUGAAAUGCAAAAACUUGCUUAUGAUAUUGUUAAGUCUCAUUUUGAUGAUAUAUCAUCUGAGAAAGAGCCAUUAUGUCUCAUUAUAAAUGGUGUUGCAGGAACUGGUAAAAGUUACCUUAUUAAUGCUAUUAGAAAUCUUUUGCAAAGUAAAUGUGCUGUUGCUGCUACCACAGGUAAAGCAGCUUAUAACAUUAGAGGUGUAACUGUGCAUUCUCUAUUAAAGUUACCUAUAGGAUCAAGAGGUAAAAAAGACCUAACAGGACAAAGCUUGUGUAGGUUACAAGAGAGUGUUAAUAACAUUGGAUACAUCAUUAUUGAUGAAUACUCCAUGCUUGGCCAAGUUACUUUUGGUUGGAUAGACAAGCGUUGCAAACAAGCAACUGGUUAUAAUGACAAAGUUUUUGGAGGAAAAUCAUUGAUUUUAACUGGUGAUCCAGGUCAAUUGCCACCAGUAGCAGAUAAACCUCUUUACCAUGCUAGACCAUCAAACGCUGUUGGUGAACAAGGUCAUCAAGCAUAUCAUAUGUUUGACAAAGUUGUUAAACUCACUGUAAAUCAACGUGUGCAAGGUAUGACAUCUGAGCAAGUGCAGUUCAGAGAUUUGUUAUUACGACUUCGCAAAGGCAACUCAACAGUUGAUGACUGGAAGUUACUUCUGACACGUCAACCAUCGAAUGUUACUAAUUUAUGUGACUUUGAAGAUUCUACUAGACUCUUUUAUAGUAAUGAACAAGUUGCUAAUUACAACCAUGAGCAGCUAACAAAACUUGAGCAUCCAGUUGCUCAUAUUAAUGCUCGCCAUUCAUCAGCAUUUGCAAAAAAGAUAUCCUCAGAUGAUAUGUCUGGGUUAGAACCUGUUGUGUUUCUAGCAAAAGGUGCUAGGGUCAUGUUAACCAUGAAUUUGUGGUCAAGUGUUGGUCUCUGCAAUGGUGCUACUGGGACAGUUGUUGAUAUUAUCUAUCAGAACAACCAUCAACCACCUGACUUACCUAUUGCGGUAAUAGUAGAAUUUGAAAACUAUAGAGGACCUGUUUUUAAUGAAAACCAACCAUUGUGUAUCCCAAUAUAUCCAAUCACUGUCACAUCACAGACAGAAAUAGGUUUCCAUGAGAGACAACAGUUACCUCUUAGGCUUGCUUGGGCUCUAACAAUACACAAGAGCCAAGGACUUACACUUCCAAAAGCAUGGAUAGAUAUUGGCAAAUCUGAAAGAACUGCUGGAGUUUCCUAUGUUGCUAUUAGUAGAGUAAAAUCACUUGCAUCUUGUGUCAUUGAACCUAUGACGUAUGAACGAUUAACAAGCUUGAAAUCAUCAGCUAACUUACAAUAUAGGCUUGAAGAAGAAAACAGGCUAGAUCAGUUAGCACAGGCUACUAGCAGUGCAUUUAUUUAG